Erigeron canadensis is the source of this 641-nucleotide messenger RNA. RefSeq names its product FCS-Like Zinc finger 3-like. Lineage: Eukaryota; Viridiplantae; Streptophyta; Magnoliopsida; Asterales; Asteraceae. The record is from RefSeq and is a predicted model, not a curated record. The coding region runs from base 121 to 408 and encodes 95 amino acids. The transcript has 2 exons.
AUUCCUUCUCACAAAAUAAUUGAACUUGCUCCAUCUAGCUAGCUAGGCUCAUUUUAGCAACCACCAUAACCUAAUUAGUUCAGAUUCUUAAUUAAUUAAAAAAUAUAUAUAGUAAUAACAAUGAAGGCUGCUAUGUUAUCUUACGCCGGGUGUGAUCAAGAGCAGCCACAUUUUCUUGAAGCCUGUAACCUUUGCUCCAAAACAUUGGAUCAUACCAGUGAUAUCUAUAUGUACAGAGGGAACACUCCAUUUUGUAGCCAAGAAUGUAGACAAGAACAAAUUGGAAUUGAUGAGGCAAGAGAGAAGAGAUGUAGAAGACUUUCCAAGAAACAUACUUCUGAAAUCAAGAAUCCUACAAGCACUACUAGUAGUUCUAGUAUACAAAGUGGAACUCUUGUGGUGGCUUAAAAGUAGAGCAAAAUCAUAUCAAAACCUAAACUUGUGGUCUAGUUUGGUGUUAUAUAUAUUCUGGUGAUGAUUCUGGUUAAGUAUAAAGAGAGAUAUGAGACGAAUUAAGCUUGGCCUUCAUAGUUCAUUGAAAGAUCUCCAACUUUGAUCUUGGAAACCAUGAUUGGUUGAGCAUAUAUAAACUGUCUUGUAUGUGGCACCCAAAUGAAUCAAAUGAUGGAUAAUUAAGUAGC